This is a messenger RNA of Lachancea thermotolerans CBS 6340, 696 nucleotides long. RefSeq names its product Cal4p (gene CAL4). The record is from RefSeq and is a predicted model, not a curated record. The transcript has a single exon. NCBI's taxonomy places the organism in Eukaryota, Fungi, Ascomycota, Saccharomycetes, Saccharomycetales, Saccharomycetaceae. The coding region runs from base 1 to 696 and encodes 231 amino acids.
AUGGAUUCGCAGGCCUUCAGUCCGAGCUUUGAGGAUGAGCUCACAAGAUGUGCAACAAUAAUAGAGCGCUUCAUUGUUUCGCUUGUGAAUGUCGCCUACUACGCGUGCUUCCACAAGCAGAACGAAGAUGCGUCGCCCUCAACAGCCGCUGCUAAAAGCGCAGCUUUUAAGAAAGUCAGGGACAGUUUGUUGGCGCUUGCUGUUCGCGCUGAAAAGCUGACCAGCUCUGAGAAGAUCAGUCCUGCGGACAUGAAGGGCUUGGUUUGUCGAGAUUUCCUCCAAGAGCUGCAUCGCUGUUCUGAGGUCGCGAGCGAUGAAUUGCUCCAGGUAUUAAACCCUAUAACUACGAAGCCUCUUGAUGGGUACGAGGAGCCCUCGUCGCUGAACAAAAUACCCACUCACCUACGAAACUGUAUCCUAGGAUUCGUCCAGAUAUUCCACUUUUUUCGAAAACUGCCUGUGCAGGAACAGUAUCACAUCUCUGCACUCCAAGCACGCAUUCUAGAGCGCGAGCUCAAGUCCGACCUACUUGGGCCGUGGACGCGCCAGGUUGAGACUCUACAUUCGACAAUUGGAUGGAUUCUUCUCUCAGAUUCUCACUUUCAACAGAAACUGAACGAGUACAAGAGUAAAACACAGACUGAGCCAGGUGCACUGGCAUUUAAUGAAUGGCUUAGGCAUGAAAUCAGACAGUAG